UCUAAUUUUUCUUCAUCUUUUUGCUGUAUGCUCAUAUUUUUGUUGGGCCUUGGUUUUUGUGUUUUGGCUGGAUAUGGAAGUGUUAUUUAGAAUGGUGAUUAUGCUUCUUACGUGGGAUUCAUAUGAUUUACAGUGCUUGGUUUUCUUAUUUACUCAAUUAUCCAUAACCGGUGUUAUCAUGUAUCCUUGUUUUGCUUCCCCUUUUGAGUGCUCUGUGGAUUAGGCCCAUCCGAGGUAGUGUUUCAAAGCUGUCGUCUGUUACUUCCCGUUUGUCCAUUCCUCAGAAGUCCUCUUUAUGACAAUUUGAUUGGGAGUCCUUUUUCUAUAGGGGUCGUGCUGCUUGUGGAUAUUGUAAAAUUGGCCUCAUCCUACAUGUAAUUGAUAUUUGAAAUUAUUUAUUUGUUUGGUUAGGAUUUCCAACACACAGUCUCACCAAGUUGCUGCGAGAAAGGAGAGGCAGAUGGAGACAUUGAGGGCUGCUCUGGGAAUUCAGUCAACUGAUCCAAACAAAGAUAUUGCUGAGUUGAGCGAUGAUGGACCAUUUACUGGUGGAAAGAGUGGUCUUAAGAAACCAGAGCAUUCUUUCCUGGAUAGGGAUUUCAAAUGGAAGAAAGAUGCUGCAGAAGAUCUGGACAUUGAAAGGGAUGAUAAGAACAGGGCAGCUGGUGCUGUGAAAAGUAGGAAGAAAGGAGAGGAAGCUGAUGAGGCAGGACAAGAUAGAAGGGCGAAAUCCAAGAGAAAGAAGCAUCAUCACAGUUCAGAAUCUGACACUAGUAGCAGUGCAGAGGAGGGUGAAGUGGUUCGAGGGAAGCAUGGCAAAGCCAUACAUGUUAGUCGUAGUGAUGAGGCCGACAGUGAUUCAGAUUAUGGCAAGAAGAACAGAGCUUCAAAGAAGCAUAACAAGAGCAGAAAACAUAAAAAAUAUAGCAAUGAUUCUGAUUCUGGCCAUGAUACCGACUCUGAUGAUGGGAAGAAUAAAAUUUCAGGCAAGCACAAUAACAGCAAGCAUGGCCGCAAGAGAGAUGACUCAUCUUAUGAUGAUGAUACUGAUUCAGACAGUGGCAAGAAGAAGAAGCAGAAGAAGAAGGAUAUCUCAAGGAAGCCUAAGAAAAUUAGAAGUGGUAGUGAAACUGAUGAUUCUUCUGCCGAUGACAGUGAGGGUGAUGCUGUCAAGAAUAAUCCAAAAGUUCAAUCAGAGAAAAGGCACUCUGAUGAUGGGAAGAAUAAAAUUUCAGACAAGCACAAAAACAGCAAGCAUGGGCGCAAGAAGGAUGACUCAUCUUAUGAUGAUGAUACUGAUUCAGACAGUGGCAAGAAGAAGAAGCCGAAGAAGAAGGAUACUUCAAGGAAGCCUAAGAAAAUUAGAAGUGGUAGUGAAACUGAUGAUUCUUCUGCCGAUGACAGUGAGGGUGGUGCUGCCAAGAAUAAUCCAAAAGUCCAAUCAGAGAAAAGGAUCAAAUCUCAGAGGAGGCGUGACUUUGACCCUGAUGAUGAUUCUGGAUCGGAGUCUGAGUCAUCCAGGCAUAGACUUGAGGAGGCAAGACAGCAUGCCAAAACAAGAAGGCGACAUGACUCUGAUGAUGACUCUGAUGUUGAUGUUUCGGCUAAGAGGAAAGACACCCUUAAAAUGCUCAAAGGUCAUAGUGAUGUGAACCAAAGAAGAGAAAAGAGAAAUUCUGGUGCAGGAGCCCAUUCGAAGAACCGAGACUCUGACAUGGACAACGAAUCAAGUCCAAAGAAAAAUAGAGAACGCAGAUGGGAAUCAACUAAGAAUGUUGCUAAUGUUGAUUAUGACUCUGGCAGUGAUGGGUCUUAUGAAACAAAAGAGAGGAUGAGGAAUAAGGAGAAACAUAAUUAUGGAGUGGGAGAAGAGAAGCAAGAUCUGGAUGUUGGGAAGCAGAUUUUUCAGAGAGAAGCUGGUCGUCCUAAGAAAGAUCAAACUGUUGGAGAAGAAUUGGAGAGUAAAUUGUAUCGGGAUGAUGGUCAUGGUCGUUACUCUAGGUCGCUGAAUUCCAGGGAUGGUGUCUCUGAGAAGGUUGGGGAUGCAGAGAGAACGGAGUAUAAGGCUGAUGAAUCUCCAUAUGGAAGUCAAAUCCGCCAACGAUAUCAUGAAGGAAAUGACAGGGAGAAUAAGGACCGUAGGGAAGAGCGGCAAAAGUAUAACAAAAACUCCAAGGAAGAAAGGGGGAGGGACAAAAGCUACACCAGAGAAGAGCAGGGAAGAGACAAAGAUGUUAGAGAAGAGCGUGGAAGGGACAGUUUGGAUGCUAGGGAAGAACAUGGAAGAGAGAAACGAGAUGAUAGAAGGGACAUCCGAGAGGAACAUGGAAGAGAAAAAAGGGACACCAGGAAAGAGCACGCAGGUGACAAAAGAGAUGUGAGAGAAGAUCGUCGAAGUGAUAAAAGGGACGUUAGGGAAGAACGUGGAAGAGACACUAGGGAAGAUCGUGACAGCAGAGACAUUAGGGAAGAAAGUGGAAGGAACAGGAGCCAUGCUAGGGAGGAAGAAGAUGGUCAUAGAAUUAGAAGGUAUGAUAAAGUUGAACAAGAGGGUGAGCAACGGAAAGGCUUUACCGACAAUGAUGAUGUUCAAAAGCGUGGAAUUCUGAGGCAUGAAAGGGAGGAAGAAGGGCAGCAACAAAGUAGAGAUGAUGGGUUGGUUUCCUCCAAGAGAGCCCGACAUGAUGAUGAGUCACGUUAUGAAAAUGACAGACGCAGUGACAGUCGACGCCGCUACCGGGACUGACCGUCUCCUGUUGCAUGAAGCUAUUUAAAUGGUAUGAUUAUGAGAAUGUUUCUUAUAUAUUUUUUCAUGCGAGAUUUUCAUUAUAGAUAAUUUAACUCUCUUUAGUAAUUAGUAGGAAAUCCAUUGAGCAUGAGUAGGUCGGGUGCACAGCAGACAGGAUGGUGAAAUGUAGGAUACAAUUUCGAAGGAACUAUUGUGUUGUUGACUAAUAUGUUAUGUGAUGUUUUACCAAUGUCAGCCACUUAAGCCACUCUGUCAUACAUAUUUGUUAGGCUGUGUGGACAAGUGCGGAGUGGAGCUGACCUUGGCUGAUUAUAAUAUUUUCAUGUAUCACCUGACCGAUGCUUGUUGUUUGAACUGUCAUGCAAACUCCAGCUUGUUUUGUGAAGUUCUUGUAUAUCUUAGUAUGGACUUCUCUAAUGGCAGACAUGGUUAUCUCACUCAUGUUUAGGUAAUUCAUCUAUAUUUCCAAAUGACAUGUUUACUGCUGUCUUGCCUUCCAGGAAGAUGGAGGAGAGGACUAUCCUUAUUAUGUGUGGACAGUGGCCAAGUGUUUUGAAAGAAGCAGCAGAUAGCGUAUCUGCGUGGUACAAGAACCGGAUUAACAUCGAUACGAUCAGCAGCUAGAUGCCGGAGUUUCCUCAUUCCAUCUGUGCUCCAAGUACGGCAGCCAAAGAAAACAACGUUAAGCACGGCUACUUGGAGCGGAAAGAGUCAGAGCCUAAAUGUUUAAAUGCUUCAUCCAUAUCGAAUGUGAUCCGUGGCUUAAUGUAGAACAUAAUGAUUUUAUUAGAACAUGUUUACGUUGUUUGACGAUUGGGCUUGGAACAAAUUGCAGAUUUUGAUAUUGUUGAGAUGUUGCCAUCAUUGUCAAUAACUUCUUAAUAUUCAGUUGCUAUGUUUCAUGGGAUGCAUGUGGUGUAAGUAUUUUUAAUAAUUUUUUAGUUGUCACGUCACUAAAUUAAUGAUCAACUUUGAGAUUUGACUGCCACAUCAGCUAAAGUUAACAGAGUUGGACGAGGAAUGAUCAAACGUGAACGGUUUCAGUAAACUAAAGUACCACUA
Messenger RNA from Linum trigynum, 3811 nucleotides. Lineage: Eukaryota; Viridiplantae; Streptophyta; Magnoliopsida; Malpighiales; Linaceae. The record is from the annotation of a GenBank genome assembly.